Polypterus senegalus (gray bichir) is the source of this 2057-nucleotide messenger RNA. It is a transcript of the gene rcbtb2, whose product is annotated as regulator of chromosome condensation (RCC1) and BTB (POZ) domain containing protein 2. The record is from RefSeq and is a predicted model, not a curated record. Lineage: Eukaryota; Metazoa; Chordata; Cladistia; Polypteriformes; Polypteridae. Gene Ontology annotation, molecular function: protein binding. The transcript has 12 exons. Bases 156 to 1739 code for a protein of 527 amino acids.
CGAUACAACGGAUGUAUCGUCCAGCUCGACGUUCAGCGUGCUGCCUGCAUUUCAAUUCCAGUUCCCAAGAAUCUAAGAUCUGAGCGUGCGAGUAUCUGCUACGUGCCGUGGUCAUUAUGCACAGGUACUAAAGCACCAAAGCAAGAGUCCUUAUCAUGCUGGAUGUUGGAAAGUGGCCUAUAUUUGCUCUUCUUCCACCUGAGGACUUGAAGUUAAUUCACCAGGCAUGUGUUUAUGGAAGUUCUGGAAAUGAAGCCCUCUAUGUUACUGUGAAUGAUGAGGUGUUUGCCAUCGGUACAAACUGUAGUGGCUGUCUUGGAAUAGGAGAUAUUCAGAACACUAUUGAGCCCAGGAAAGUAGAUGCCUUGUGUGGGAAGAAGAUCGUAUCUCUGAGUUAUGGAACAGGACCCCAUGUGGUUAUUGCUACUGCUGAGGGAGAGGUGUAUGCCUGGGGACAUAAUGGAUAUAGUCAGUUAGGAAAUGGAACUACAAACCAAGGACUGGCACCUGCUCAAGUGUCCACUAAUCUACUGAACAAGAAGGUUACUCAGGUGGCCUGUGGCUCUCACCACACUAUCGCCUUAACACAGGAUGGAGAGGUUUAUGCUUGGGGUUACAAUAAUUCUGGACAGGUUGGAUCAGGGUCCAAUGCAAACCAGCCAACUCCUAGAAGAGUGAGCAGCUGCUUGCAAAAUAAAGUUGCAGUAAAUAUUGCUUGUGGACAGUUGUGCUCCAUGGCUGUACUGGAUAACGGAGAGGCAUAUGGUUGGGGCUAUAAUUGUAAUGGACAGCUUGGAUUAGGAAACAACAGCAAUCAACAGACUCCAUGCAGAAUAGCAGCUUUGCAAGGUGUAAAUGUUGUGCAGAUUGUAUGUGGCUAUGCUCAUACGUUGGGUUUAACAGAUGAAGGGCUGGUUUAUGCCUGGGGGGCAAACUCUUAUGGUCAGUUGGGUACAGGAAAUAAGAGUAACCAGUCCACUCCAACUCUAAUAAACCUCGACAAAGAAAGGGUGCUGCAGAUUGCUACCUGCCAUUCCACUCACACUUCGGCAGCUAAAACACAAAGUGGCCAGGUGUUGAUGUGGGGUUACUGUCGAGGCCAUUCCAUCGUCAGCCCACUCCCUACGCACUUUACUGUCACUGAUGAUGUGUUUGCAUGCUUUGCCACACCAGCAGUCAUGUGGCAUCUGCUAACUGUAGAGGCUGAUGAUUACUUAACAGUAGCUCAAUCACUGAAGAAAGAAUUUGACAGCCCUGAAACAUCCGAUCUAAAAUUUCUUGUAGAUGGCAAAUGCAUACAUGUGCACAAAGCUCUUCUCAAAAUCAGGUGUGAACAUUUUCGGGCCCUGCUGUCAGAACGAGAUGAAGAAUCAAUACAGAUCCAACAAUUCUCGUACUUGGUCUACAGGGCUUUCUUAGAAUACCUUUAUACAGACAGCAUAAAUCUCGCACCAGAAGAUGCAAUAGGACUGUUGGACUUGGCGACUUUUUAUAGAGAACCCCGGUUGAAAAGACUCUGCCAAGAAACCAUCAAGCGAGGAAUAUCUGAAGAGAACGCCAUUUCACUCCUGUCUGCUGCAGUUAAAUAUGAAGCUCGGGAUUUAGAAGAGUUUUGCUUCAAGUUCUGUGUCAAUCACAUGACGGCGGUCACUCAGACUCAAGCCUUUGCGGAAAUGGACUAUGACCUCCUGAAGAACUUCAUCAGCAAGGCGAGCCGGUACGGAGCGUUCAAAAACUGAAUGGGCCGAGGCGUGAAGCGGUGAGUGGACUGGUGAGCAAAGAAUCCUGCCAUCCCGAGUCGACGAGAAUCAUGUGUUUAUAUGUGAAGCACUUUUUAUACUUGUCUUCAUUAAUGGAAUGUUUGUUUGGGGAAAAAAUAUAUCCGCUUGUCCAACAAAUGAAGGUUUGCCCAGUCGAUUUCUCUGUUGUGUUUUCUUUGUGAAGAAGGAAAUGAAGGUUUAGUAUUUCUAGCAUUGUUAUGAACAUUCAAAAUGAUUGUUUUAAAAAAAGUGGAUGGCCUGGAAAGUAAUAAAACACUUCAAUGUUUUCUGCCCCCA